Anguilla anguilla (European eel) is the source of this 9488-nucleotide messenger RNA. Its product is annotated as serine/threonine-protein kinase BRSK2-like. Gene Ontology annotation, cellular component: cytoplasm. Lineage: Eukaryota; Metazoa; Chordata; Actinopteri; Anguilliformes; Anguillidae. Gene Ontology annotation, biological process: protein phosphorylation; microtubule cytoskeleton organization; intracellular signal transduction. The record is from RefSeq and is a predicted model, not a curated record. Gene Ontology annotation, molecular function: tau-protein kinase activity; ATP binding; protein serine/threonine kinase activity. The transcript has 19 exons. The coding region runs from base 1454 to 4030 and encodes 858 amino acids.
GACUAUGCUAUAUGCGGAGUCAGAUGCAUCUGAAGAAAAUGAGGGAGGGAGGGGACAGGGAUGGAGAGGGAGUGGGACCCGGAUGCUGAUGUUGCUCGUAUCGGAUGAGAAGGAAGAGGAGAGAGAAAAGACCGAUUACGGGAAGAAGCGGAUACUGAAAGGCAGGAGGUCUUCGUUUUCGAGGGCCUCAAUACAAACAGAACGAUUUUCAGAGAAGCGCAAUUAAUAGUCUAUAGGCUACCUUUUACAAGGAUAACGCUGAAUGAAUGAACCCGGGACCGGCAAACGAGGAUACGGGGAAAGAGAGAGAGAAGAUGCUGUGAUAUGCACACAGACAGAGAAGGGAGGGAGAGAGGGAACAAGCGAGAGAGGGAGGGGGAGAGUACUAUGCUAAAGAUGCUUGUUUUACUAGAAACGCGUUUUUCCUCCACGAAACCAAUUGACCGGGGCCUAGUUGAAGAAAUACAUUUCUGUACACCAGAAAGGAAGUUUAUAAGGAUUACAUAUUGACAAAGACUUAUCGUGAGCAGACAGCGAAAUAGAAAGCAUAGUAGGCUAUAGAUACAUGGUAGUUGUUUUGUCAUAAUAAAAGGGCAGAUACAACCAGGAUUCUGACCUGUGAAACGAUACAGUGUGUAUCGUUUGCACGAUAUUUAAUAGUUUCUUUAAACGGUUGUUGAUUCGAUGCAGAUUAAAAAUAAUGGGCAUUGGUAAGCCGUGAGAUAGAGAGCAGGGAGUGGGAAAUGAGGUGAUGGGAAGGGAGGGAGGCUUGAAGAUACAUCUGUAGACUAAAACAGCGUUUUUAAGUAGCUUAUGGUGUUGAUUUCUUAUUUAAAACAAAACUGUAUUUAAAAUUCCGAGGCGGAGACGGACUGGGUUUGUGCGCGACACGCCGACGCGGUUGUGAGCGUAGGCUAGCCUAUAUUAAUAAUUCGAGAUUCCAAUAUAUUAUCAACAAUAAUUAUUAUUUAUUUCCUCGGACUUGUCGUAAAAUAUACUUGAAUUGUGUUCUGUUUAUCACACAUUUAUUACCAAACGUUUAUACCUCUACCCUCUACCUCUCCCCGUUCCCUUCCUCCUUCUUUUCAUUGCCCCCCUCAUUCAUUUAAUCACCAAAACUAUUAUCUUACUGCUUACUGCUGAUUUUCACCAACCGCAAUAUGAUAUAACAUCGCAGAUAUCAAUAAGAGCAAACAUUUUCCGAGAAUACUUGUUAUAAUUUCAAUAUUGGAUAUGAGAAGUGAAGGGUAGGCCACAAAAUUGAAGAGUAGCCUGCUACUACAAGCCCAUUCUCCGUCUCUCACUGUAGAUUAUUAUUGUCUUCGAUUUGUAAUGUCUUUACGUUACCGUUUCGCGUACAAGACGGACAGUUAUAAAUUCCUUUUGAAAAUACUGUAGUUAAGUUAUAUUACUGUAAAAUUAUUUACAAGCCUAUUAACCAUACACGUACAGUAUGUCCAGUAAGGAAAUAUCAGGGAGUCAGUCGGCUCAGUAUGUUGGGCCUUACCGGCUGGAGAAAACGCUGGGGAAAGGACAAACAGGUUUGGUUAAGCUCGGAGUUCACUGUAUCACAGGACAGAAGGUUGCUAUCAAAAUAGUCAACAGAGAGAAGCUAUCUGAGUCUGUGCUUAUGAAGGUGGAAAGGGAGAUUGCUAUUCUGAAGCUCAUAGAACAUCCGCAUGUGCUGAAACUGCAUGAUGUAUACGAGAAUAACAAAUACCUGUACCUGGUGUUGGAGCAUGUAUCAGGAGGGGAGCUGUUUGACUACCUGGUGAAGAAAGGGAGGCUGACACCCAAAGAGGCCAGAAAGUUCUUCAGACAGAUCAUCUCAGCACUCGAUUUCUGUCACAGUCACUCAAUCUGCCACAGGGACCUGAAGCCUGAGAACCUUCUGCUAGAUGAGAAAAAUAAUAUCCGAAUUGCUGACUUCGGCAUGGCCUCACUGCAGGUGGGAGACAGCCUUCUAGAGACCAGCUGUGGAUCCCCACACUAUGCCUGUCCAGAAGUUAUCAGAGGUGAGAAGUAUGACGGCAGGAGGGCUGACGUGUGGAGCUGUGGGGUCAUCCUCUUUGCGCUGCUGGUGGGUGCUCUGCCCUUUGACCAUGACAACCUACGGCAGCUGCUGGAGAAGGUGAAGAGCGGAGUGUUCCACAUGCCCCACUUCAUUCCUCCCGACUGCCAGGCCCUGCUCAGGGGAAUGAUCGAAGUCAACCCAGACAAGAGGCUCACACUUGAAGCAAUACAAAAGCACACCUGGUAUCAGGGGGGUAGGAACGAGCCCUGUCCUGAACAGCCGCCCCCCAGGAGGGUGUGUGUGCGCCGCAUACUGUCCCUGACGGAGCUGGACCCUGACGUGCUGGACAGCAUGCACUCUCUGGGCUGCUUCAGAGACAGAGGAAAACUCACACGGGACCUGCAGUGUGAAGAAGACAACCAGGAGAAGAUGAUCUACUACCUCCUCCUGGAUCGGAAAGAGCGGUACCCCAGCUGUGAGGAUGAAGACCUGCCCCCCAGAAACGACAUAGACCCUCCGCGGAAGCGGGUGGACUCCCCGAUGCUGACCCGGCACGGCCGCUGCCGUCCGGAGCGGAAGAGCCUGGAGGUGCUGAGCGUCACGGAGCAGGGCUCUCCCACGCCUCCCCGCCGGGCUCUGGACACUGCAGCACACAGCCAAAGGUCUCGCUCAGUUAGCGGAGCUUCCACUGGACUUUCCUCCAGUCCCCUCAGCAGUCCCAGGAGCCCCGUCUUCACUUUCAGCCAAUCAGAAGUCACUUCUGCCACCACCACCCAGUCUAAGGACCCUAAACCUGGAAGUGCUACCACUCCUCGGGCAGCCCAGCGAGCACCCGACCAAAAAACCCAAACUCUACCUUCUAAAGCCGCCUCUGAUCGCCCUCACCUUCAGUCCAUGAAGUCUCUCCCGCUCCACAACCCUCCGCCCCCAUCCCCCUCGCCCCUUCUCUCCCCCAUCCCUCGCUUUUUCUUCUUCCCUGCUCCUUCCGUUCUCAAGUCAGUCACCAAAACUAUCUAUCCUAACUCUGCCCAUCCUAACACUCUGUCACAGGUCACUCCCCAGGGCUCUCCGCUGCCCACCCCACUUGGUACCCCUGUCCACCACCCCCAGCAUCCCCCUCCUACCCCUCCUUCUUCUUCCUCCUCCUCGUCCUCUUCACGGGCAGAGGGCGGGGGAGUGGGCGUGGGCUCCCUCUCCCUGACUCCACCCUCCAGUCCUGGGGGUGGUGGAGGCAUGGCGGCCAGUAGCUCCGCCCACUGGAGGACCCGCCUCAACUCCUUCAAGAACAACCUGCUGGGCUCUCCACGAUUCCAUCGACGCAAGCUACAGGUCCCAACAUCAGAGGACAUGUCCAGCCUGACGCCAGAGUCCAGUCCUGAACUGGCGAAGAGGUCCUGGUUUGGGAACUUCAUCAGUCUGGAGAAGGAGGAGCAGAUCUUUGUGGUGAUCAGAGACAAGCCCCUGAGCUCCAUUAAAGCUGACAUCGUCCACGCGUUCCUCUCAAUUCCUUCCCUCAGUCACAGUGUCAUCUCCCAGACCAGUUUCAGGGCAGAGUACAAAUCCUCUGGUGGUCCCUCCGUCUUCCAAAAACCUGUCAAGUUCCAAGUGGACAUAGCCUUCUCUGAGGGAGAGAGGGAGCGAGAGAGAGAGAGGGCAGAGAGGGAGGGCAAGAGGGAGACGGGCAUCUACAGUGUGACUUUCACCCUCAUAUCAGGUCCCAGUCGCAGGUUUAAGAGAGUGGUGGAGACCAUUCAAGCCCAGCUGCUGAGCACUCACGACCAACCUUCUGUGCAGGCGCUUGCUGAUGAAAAAAAUGGGCAGCUGUCUUCUCGGCCACCUGGCACCCCAACCCGCCAGAACUCACGUCGCUCAGAGGGUGGAGGGGACAGGGGCGAGUGGGGCGAGCGAGGGGACGGAGGGGGAAUAGGAGGAAGCGGAGGUGCAUUACAGCGCAGAGGGUCUGGUAAAGACAAGACAAGACUCCUGUCCUCCAAUGGAACGCAGUCUCAACCCUGAGAAAACCGCAACAACCAGUCAGUACUGUAGCGGGUCACAAUUUCACCCUAAACAACACUGAAAGUGAGACAAAAAUGAUCAAAGUGAAAAUUCUUCAGUAAAUUCAAAAGUAACCCAUAAUUCCCCAAUGACAAAAUAAUGCUUUUUAUUUCAACAAAACAUGAUGGUCUAUUGGUCACUGUAAACAUUUUCAUCCCUCAAAGGAAAGAAAACCAAUAACAUAAAUACAGAAAUUUGAUGAUGGCAUUGCAACGCUAUUCUUAAUGAGAAACCAUAACCUCUGGAAAGUUAAAAUAUGAUACAAUCAAUGAUGUUCAAUGUAGUCUUAGAACUACCGUGGAGGAAAAAGGAAAACUGUAUGACAGAAGGAUCCAAACCAGAAGGUCUCAGUGAAAGAACCCACUGGAAACAGGAGAGAGAAACCACCCCAAAGAUUACAGAAAUGAUGUGAAAACAAAGAAUGACGAAGGGGCAAAAAAUCUAACUGAAAAGAAAAUUCCAGCCAUGGAAAAGGUUUAAAGUAGAAAUUGUAAUUUUUUUUCCAUUGUACCAAGCAAUGGACUGAAACACCAUUGGCUAAAGCUAUUGUCACCACACUUGAAUCUUACAAUUCUCAGAGGAAGAAUCUUGAAAGCCCUGUAACAUGUUGGAAAAUGGGAAGAACAGAUCAGAAGUUACAACAAAUGGAAAAGCUUACAAUUACAAUGGUGAGAUCAAGAGGAUCUGGAGCUUACCUCAGUUAUUUUUCUCUCAUGAUAGAAUCAUUGGUAUUUUAGUGAAGAACCAAACAUGAUUUUGGAAACUUGUGGUGAUAUUGCCAGUGGUGAUAUCUCAUCAAAAAGAUUAUCAUAUCAUCAGACCUUUAGUUUAUGAGGGGCAAUUAUCCCUUCAGCUAAUUUAAAUAAUUCUUAAUAUUUGUUGUCAGUUUUUAAAUAGAGACCAAGCAUAAGCUAGUCAGUCAGAGUCAGAUAGCAAUACUACACAUUGAUACAAUGACCUUCUUUCAAAGAAUGGAAUAAGUAAGUGUGCAGGAAAAUUAAAUUGAGUAACUAAUUUGAACCAAGUCAAACUAUGAGGUCCGAAUGAGUGAAGUAGUUCCAACAAAGCAAAGAGAGCGGCAGAUCAGACAAAAAAUACUGAAUGUUAAGGAACAAUUUGUCCUUUAUAUCCAAAAUCCAAGACUGAAAUGCCUGAAGGUGAGGUCAGUACAAUGAAAUCAAGGAGGGUCUAAAAAUUGUGGGAACCUGUAUACAAUUGAACAAGCUACAAAGCUUAGAGGUGUUGAAUCUUAGCUAGUGUCUCUGCAAGUAAAAAUCAGAUGCAAGCUCAAAACUCUCUUGACCUACGAUAGUGAUCAGUCUCCCCAAUGUUACUGAAUCAACCAGCGGAGCAUGAUUUUCAGUGAACCAUUCAACCUGAAGCUUGAAAAAAGGACAGAAAACAUGACAAAUGUGAAGAAUAAGGAAACCUUGAGCGUUCAGUGAUGGAAUUGUGGUGCUCACGCAAAAAAUAAUGGAAAUUUAAUCUGGAGACAGUGACUCUUCAUAAUAGAAAUACACACAAAAAAACUGCACGUUUAAAAAAGAGAAGGUUCAAAAUGAAAUUCAACACCCUUUUCUGUUGACUUUCAUUGUGAUUGUGAAAGCAAAGAAAUUUAAUGAGUUUCCGAAUGAACGAUCAAAAAAAUCUAACCAAGUGAAUGUCUAAAACUGUUACACUUUUAUUUAUUUAUUUAUUUAUUUAUUUAUUUAUUUAUUUAUUUAUUUAUUUAUUUAUUUACUUAUUCAUUUAUUUAAUGCUUUCUUUUAUUUAUUUAUGUUAGAGAGGAGGAUGGAAGAAGAAAGAUAAUUGAAUUCAGUAAGCUGAACAAAUGGAAGAAUAACUAGAAAAGUAGCCUCGGGAAUGAGGCGCAAUCUGUAACAGAGGCCACUGGUAGUGAAUGCUUAAUUGGAAAUCACCGUCAGAAUGGAAGAUAAAACUGCCAGUGAAAACAGAGUGAAGGAAAACGGAUAGCCACAUUUAAAAUCUUUUCAAAACAACAAAAGUUGUCAGUCUUUUUCAGAUUUCAGUCCUUAGUUUCACUCAAUCAUUUAUUUUCCUUCACAUUAAAAUAAACUUUGAAAAUGAAUCUAAAUAAGAAUGAGAAAUUCUGGGAAAAAAUAAUUCUAAAUGGUAACAGAAAAGAAUACUGGAAGAUAUUCAGAACAAACAGAUGGACUACUAUUGUAGUACUGUUACCGAUUGUUACAAGAAAAAAAGUCCAGAAGUAUGGAUAUGAAUAACUGAGUGAUUUUCAGAUUUUUUCACAUAUUUACGCAGUAUUCUUACAUUGACGUAAUAUGAUGAUUCCACAGUCAACUAUGGACAUUUUCUCAUGAAACGGGACUCAAAACUGGAAUGCACUGUCCUCAUCAGAACUGUACACAGGAGAACAAAGUAGCUAUCUUCCAUCUGCCCCUCAGCCCCCCCCCAACCGCCCACCUACCCCCCCCCCCCCACUACCGCACACGCACAUGCACGCAAACAACCCACAAUGCCAUUUGACCAACGCUUCAACAUGCAAAAAUGACACUAAAAGCAGAGGCUUCAUUCUAGUUUCUCUUCUGUCUCUUAUGUAUCCUGUGCAUUGGGCUUCCUUGUCAACAGUACUGUACCAUAAUGUAUCCAGUACAUACAAACAAAUGGGCACCAUUUUUGUUUGACGUCAGUUGGUGAUUGCAUGCACUUUAAGGGAGACUGGCCAGAUAAUUUAGUUAUUAUAGUCAUCAUGGCAUGUUGCUGCAAGCUGUGGUGCUGAAAAAUAUUCUACACUGUACCAUGGUGAAUGUUUUAUUGCAUGCUUAUGGGUGUAUCACCUGUCAAAACUAUCAACAAAAGCAAAACAAAAUGCUUUCACUGUAGAAUAUAUACAUGUAUAUGAUAUAUAUAUAUAUAUAUAUAUAUAUACAUACAUAUACAUACAUAUAUAUACACACAUACACACACACCUUAAUAUUAAUAUUAGAAUUAUCUUGAAUUUCUUUUUGUUUUGCAGGAUUAACAAACACGCCUACAUGGCAUUUAUAUUAUAUUUAGAAUACAAAAUAAGGCCUACACAUCAGCAGCUGAUUUCUGUUGCCUAGCUUGCAUCUAGUGUGAUACCAUUACCUUUAUGGAUGUUAUAUUCAGUUAUGUUGUACUCAUUAUAUACUCAUUUAUGGCAGUAUAUCUCAGUUUUCUUAAAAAAGAAAGAAAAAUAAUUCACGUGAAGUGCACUAAAGUACUGGAAUGUGUACAUUAUACACUAUUAAGUAAAAAUGAAUCUGCUGCUGAAUGAAAGUUGACAUGUUUGUUACUUGUCAAAAAUAAUGAAGAACAUGUUCAGGAACAUAAUGUAUGUAAAAGGUCUCUGCUUCCCCUAAUUUUGCUAAUGGACCAAGACAUAAGUAGACACUGUGUAUAUGUUUUUUUGUAUAUGACGCUGUACUCCAUAAUUUUAUAUCUGUAAUCAAACAAUGUAAUGACGUGUGCACAUUCUCCGCUUUUGUUUAAUUAUCCACUUUGGUUUCCCUAUGUGGAAAUUAGAGCACUUUUUAUACAUAGCCCCCCUCCCCCCCACAUUUCAGGACACCAUAAUGCUUGGGACAUAAUAAUGUUAUGUACAUUAAAGUAAUCAUGUUUAAUACUGUGUACUCUUCAGCAUAUGAAACAGAUGUUCAGUUGGAUUGAGAUCAGGUAAAUGACUUGGCCAGUCAAGAAUUUUCCAGUUUUUGACUUUUAAUAACUCCUUUGUUGUUUUAGCAGUGUGUUUGAGAUCAUUGUCUUGCUGUAAGUUGAAUUUCCUCCCUAUGAGUUUUGAGGCAUUUACCUUGAACUUGCGCUGAUAAGACGCUUGAGUACACUUCAGAAGCUGCUGCUAUCAGCAUUUGAUGAAGACAUUAAUGAAGACCAGUUAAUGUCUUCAUUAAUGAAGUGAGCCAGUACCUGUGUAGUUGUACAUACCUGAACCAGAACACCCCUGCCACCAGAUGGGGGGGGGGGGUGCUGUGGAUCUCGGGCAGUUCCUUCUGGCCUCCACACUUCGCUUCCUGAGUGUUUCUGACCUGUUGGAUGGGUGUUUGGGGUUUUUUCUUCAUUAUGGUGAGAAUUCUUUGGGAAUCAAUUGUAGAGGUCGUACUGAGCUCACCGGAGCUCUCUUUCUUCUUAAUGCUGCUCCAAUAGUUGAUUUUGGUAAACCUAAGGUUUGGCCUAUGUCUCCAGCUGUUUUUUCUUCUUAUUUCUCAGUAAUGGCCUUGACUUUCAUUGGCACAAUUCUGAUUCUCAUGUUGACAAAUGCCAAUUACAGACUCCAGAGGUAAUUGAAAACCUAGAAUCAAGACUAGGUACUGAGAGCUGUCUUAUACCUGUACUUAGGAAGCAAUUAAACACACCUGACUAAUCAGAAAUACCUGUGAACCCAUUUGUUCCAAAAGUUAUGGUGCUCUGAUAUUGGGGGUGUUUGUAUAAAAAGUGCUGUAAUGUCUACAUGGUGAAACCAAAAUGUACAAAAAUAGCAUUUAAUUAAAGCUGUGCAAAAUAAUCUGCAUUUUAACCAUGUGAUUUGUUUGAAUCCAAAUAUUAAAUUGUGGAGUACAGAGCCAAAUCAAGAAAAAAAUAUCUUUAUCUCAAACAUUAUGGAGCUCAUUAUAUAUAAGUCAGGUAUGCCUUCCAGUGUCCAACCAGUGAUGUGUGUGUGUGUGUGUGUGUGUAUGGGGUAAUGUGUUUGUAUGUAUAUGCAUGCAUAUGCAGUUUCAUGAGAUACAUUUUUGAGGUAAGUAUAUGAUAGUGGAUAGGGGUUGUCAAAAGAGAGGAAGGUUGAAGAUGGAGAAACUAGAAUGACACCCUUUGGAGCACUCUGUAUAAUGAGUGUAAAUAUUAAUGAAGAUAAUCAACAUGCUGGCCAUCCACUGGGCCAUUCAAAAUGGACCCCCCCCCCACCACCACCACCACCACCACUUUUCCUCACUCAGCACCUCAUCCUGCCUCCAAUCUUCAGUGCCCUACCAUGUCCCUACUGGUUAUAUACACCUGUCUUCUCACUCUCUGCUGCUUUUAGAUAAACGCUCUCUCAAUACUCAACUGUCCAUUCACUGUAUACAGCAAAUAUAAAAUCAUAUGUUGAGUCUCCAGCUUCACUGUAUUCACAUUCUGAUUACUUUUAUCAUUAUUGAUGAUUCCAAUUAAGAUUGUAAACUGUAUUCUUAUUUCCCCCAUGCACAGUAGAACAAGGUUUUCCUAUUAAAAUUGAAAAAAACAACAACAAUGAAAAAUGUUUUAAAAAAGAAAUGUCUGUAUUAUAUUAUAAAGAUAAAGUGCACUAUUAUUAUUACUAUUAUUGCCUGUGAUUAAAAAUGAAUAAUAAUGACAACAAUUAUGGUCAUAAGUGAAAAAUAAAUAUCACAUUAUUAUGAUUAUAUUAAUAAACUUUAAAAAGGAUGAA